UAUCUGGAAAUCAGACCAUGUGAGGGGGACUGGUGUACAAAAACCUCUCCAAGAUGCUGAGUUGCCCACAGGCUGAGUUCCCGAGACUCUGAAGUAAAUGUGGGUGAAGGUUUCUCCAGCUUGGAUAACUCCAAGGAAAGCUCUUCAAAGCCACCCGAAGGACAGAUGGUGUUUGUACCUUCACUCUGAUGGCUUCAAAUGUGGAAGAAGAAUUCUAAAAGUGUUGGGAAUACACUGGGAAUAAGAGUGUGGGAAGACAAGCCAGAAGGGAAGUCUGUGCUGCUGUCCAUCUGCAAGUGAUCAGAACACAUUUUGGCAAAAAAAUGGAAAAAAAGGCAACUAGCAAUGAGACUGAGCCACUGACUUCCAAGAGAGAUGUCUCAGACUGUAAUGAAGAAGACUGUAAAGAGAACAGACUUCUGGCCAGGAACCCUAAGUCUGCCCUGCGGCUAGUGGAGGAUGGCAAUAAAGUCCAUCCCAGCCAGGGAGAUAAAGGGGAGGCAGCUCAGAUCUCAAAUGGUUAUUCAGGGGGGCAGAGCUCUGUUCCCUGCAAUGGAAUGGGAGAGGUGGAAGAUGCCCAGUGCACUGCCCCAGCAGCCACAACCACCACUACAACCACCACUUCCACCACCUGUGGAGCAGAAGGCCAGCAGCAGCUGAUGGAGCUAGAAGACAGAGAGACCUGGAGCAAAAAAAUUGACUUUCUGCUCUCUGUCAUUGGCUAUGCAGUGGAUCUGGGAAAUGUCUGGAGAUUUCCUUAUAUCUGCUAUCAAAAUGGAGGAGGAGCAUUCCUCAUUCCUUACACAAUUAUGGCCAUCUUUGGAGGGAUUCCUCUCUUCUAUAUGGAGCUAGCACUAGGACAGUACCACAGGAAUGGCUGUAUUUCAAUUUGGAGGAAAAUAUGUCCUAUAUUCAAAGGAAUUGGCUUUGCCAUCUGUAUAAUAGAUCUUUAUGUAGCUUCCUACUACAACACCAUUAUGGCUUGGGCCUUUUACUACCUCGUAUCCUCCUUCACGGCGGAGCUGCCAUGGACUAGCUGCACAAACUCUUGGAACACAGGCAACUGCACUAACUACUUCAGCAAGGACAAUGUCAGCUGGUCCCUGCACUCCAUCUCUCCUGCAGAAGAAUUUUAUACCCGCCAAGUGCUACAAGUGCACAGGUCCAACGGGCUGGAUGACCUGGGGGGAAUUAGCUGGCAACUGACUCUCUGCCUCUUGUUAAUCUUCACCAUUGUAUACUUCAGCAUCUGGAAAGGGGUCAAAACAUCUGGCAAGGUGGUAUGGGUGACUGCCACAUUCCCUUACAUCAUACUACUUAUCCUCCUAGUGAGAGGUGCAACUUUGCCUGGAGCUUGGAGGGGUGUCCUCUACUACCUGAAACCUGACUGGCAGAAACUCCUGGCCACUGAGGUUUGGGUGGCUGCAGCAGCUCAGAUUUUUUUCUCUCUUGGACCAGGUUUUGGGGUCUUACUGGCUUAUGCCAGCUACAACAAAUUCCGUAACAACUGCUACCAAGAUGCUCUGGUCACCAGUACUGUGAACUGCAUGACUAGUUUUGUGUCUGGAUUUGUCAUUUUCACUGUGCUGGGAUACAUGGCUGAGAUGAGGAAUGAAGAUGUCUCCGAGGUUGCCAAAGACACUGGACCCAGCCUUCUCUUCAUUACUUAUGCUGAGGCCAUUGCAAACAUGCCUGCUUCCACUUUCUUUGCCAUCAUCUUUUUCCUGAUGUUACUCACGCUGGGAUUAGACAGCACGUUUGCAGGACUAGAGGGAGUGAUUACUGGAGUACUGGAUGAAUUCCCACAUGUCUGGAGCAAACGCAGGGAAUUGUUUGUCCUUGGUCUGAUCAUCGUUUGCUUUUUGGGGUCGUUAGCAACUUUGACAUUUGGAGGUGCAUACGUGGUGAAGCUGUUUGAAGAGUACGCCACGGGUCCGGCAGUCCUAACCGUCGUGUUUCUGGAAGCGGUGGCUGUGGCCUGGUUCUACGGCAUCACCCAGUUUUGCAACGAUGUGAAGGAGAUGCUGGGCUUUACCCCAGGCUGGUACUGGCGAGUUUGCUGGGUAGCAAUCAGUCCCAUCUUCCUUCUGUUUGUCACUUGCAGCUUCCUCUCCAACCCUCCUGAGCUACGGCUUUUUGAUUACAGCUAUCCCUACUGGACCACAGUAGUAGGUUAUUGCAUAGGAACCUCUUCUAUCAUCUGCAUUCCCAUCUACAUGGUUUAUCGGCUGAUCACCACUCCAGGAACACUUAAGGAGCGUAUCCUGAAGAGCAUUACUCCAGAAACAGCUACAGAAAUUCCUUUUGGAGACAUCCGCAUGAAUGCAGUAUAAGCUAACCUGGUUUCUGGGGGAAGGAGGGGGGAGCAUAACAAGCACCUUUCCCCACCCUCUCCCCUCUCCACAGAAUUACAUUUCCAGUGCAGACAACAAACAGGAGUUUUCUGUGGAGGCUGCGUCACUGACAACAGACAUUUGGAAACACAGUGCCUCCAGUACGCUUAUCCAAGCAACUCAAUGAAAUCUGCUGUGCACUUCUAAGCAGACUGGACUGACCAAGAGCUAAAUCCUUCUGGAACCAUGAGGAUGUCUGUGUGCAUGAGAACAGCACUACCCUACGUGUAGGCACAGGGCCAUGCGUGUAGGACAAGCAGGGCUGGGUGAGGCUGGCUGUAGGGUGCCCUGUGGCAGUGCUCCUGUAUCUCCCUCAAUGUGAUUGUUCGUACUGGGCCAUGUCGUAUUUGCUUCUAAGGUUCUAACUGCUUCAAGUACAUGGAAAAACCCCAAGAGUAUUUCUGAUAGCCAUAAAGGGUUUUAUACACUAGAAAUACAAACAGUCAAUUCCCUAGGUUUGUAGAGGAGUAGACAGAGGAAGAGGAAUCCAUCCUGAGCAGCACUAUACACAGCUCUUCAGACAUUAGCACACACAUUUGGUAGCAUCCUCCUCCUCUUCACUUCCUGCAUUUUGUAGAUGGUAAAGGUUUCUAUUAGUUGUUUCUUGCCCAACAAAUACUACCAAAGCAGUUUUUGUAAUGUUGUAGGCUUCACUUUUCUUUAGACCCACCCACACCACAAAACCUCAUCAUGGCUUACUUGGCAAGUACCCAAGUUGCUGGCACUUACUGUACUGUUUUCAUAACCAGAUAGUCACAAAAUCAUUGUCCUGACAGACCUAAAGCAUCCAAAGAAACUACAGACCAAGAGGCCAGAAAGUGGAAUUUUAAAGAUCUGCUUCUCUGCUUUGAUUUUUUGUUUGGUUGGGUUUGGGUUUUUGUGGGAUUUUUUGGUUGACUGGCUGGUUGGGUUUUGUUUGGUUUGAUUUGUUUGUAAAUAAUUUCACACCUAAAAUUUGCUGGACCCUGUGUUUUUUUCUAUCCUUUCCUAGCACAGAACUAAGUUUAGGAAUAAUCCUUUUGGCUGGCUGGAAAAGGUAUAGAUAACAAACUACCACAAACCUGCUUUGAAGCUUUAUUAGCUUGUAUUCUGAAGUGAAUGCGUUUGUUUUUCACCUUGAAGAAGAUGAGAAUUUUUUUUUUAAAGGAAUAGUGUUCAGCAGGAUUCUCAUCAGAACUAUUUAUAUUACAUGAUAUGCAAAUUAACCUCCAUGCACAUGCUAACCUCUUUAUAUUAUAUGCAUACACCUGCUCUCCUAGUGUAACUGCCCCUCAGACUGACUGCAGCUGCCAAGUCAGUUGGAGGACACAAGUUCAGAUAAACCUAAGCAGGCAUCACUUAUGCAAAAAAUAAGAAAACCCCAACAGACGAUAAGAAAACUAAAAUAAAAUAGAGGAUAAAAGUCUCUUUUGUAUCUCAUGGUCUACUUAGGUAAUGUACUGCUAACAUUAACAAGGUUAUGUUCAUUCAGAGCAGCAGGCAUGAAGAAACCUGCUGGAAGAGUUUACACAGGUACAAAGAACUUGUGGUAUCAGAUGGUGGUACCAGAAGCAGGGAUGGUGUUUGCCUUUGGAAAACAUUUUCGUCACUUCCACCAGGGUUUUUCUCCCUAAGGUGAGCAGACACCUCCUGGAGAAAGGUUGUAGCUAGUUAAGCUCUUAGAUGUAGCUACUGACCUGACCUCACUUCACUUUAGGUCUCAAGCCCAUUUUCCAACGGGGACAUAACAGAAAGGGAAAAGGACUGUUGUGGAACUACAGACAACAGACUGCUAAGCUGCUUUUUAAAAGGGAAUCUGUUCUUUCAUUGCCACCAGAAAAACGCACAAUAAAUCUGUUUUACUGGGCAGUUACUCCUAAGAAGUAGUUUUGUAGCUUAGCCCUUGAGUAUAUUUGAAAACUAAUUCCACUUCACUGUGAGGAAAAGAGGAACAGGCUGGGAAUACUUUUAAUGCUGGAAAGCCAUUUAGUUAAGUUACCAAUCUGAAAAUUACUGAUUUUUAAGGAAAUUCAUUAAUUGAAAAAAUAGGUAUGAACCAUCAAUGUAAGGUGAAGGAGAUGCUCAUAUGGAUCCAGUAUCAAGUGUGGGAGAAACCCCACCCAGCUUCUCCAUUCUUCAGACUGGUGCUCAACUAAUGCUAGGUAUUUUCCCUCCUAAAGGGAUGAGUACUUUAAAUAGAUACAACUUACAAAUGGAAUUUCUUGCCAGAUUUGAUAGUUUCAUGCUAGGCCUAUUCAAAGGCAAAAACCAAAACAACAAAACCAAAAACCCCAACUCUGACCGCCCCAAACAACCCAAAACUUAACAACUUUUUGGUCAUUUACCAUAUACUCACUUGUGAAAGCCUCUUAACAGUCAGUCUGCUGCCUUUUAUUAGGAAGGGCAAAAGGAGGGGACAGAAAUGGUUGAGUUAAAGACAAACUUUAUCCACAUCAACCCAAAAGUUUCUCUUUCAGCCUCUGCAAACAAACUGGGACCAUUACUUCUACUGGAAUAAUUUUCAGGGUAAGAAUUGCAGGAAUCACUGCUAUUUAGUGUGCAACACCACUGAUGUUCAUCUUUCAUCACAGCAUUUGAAAUGGCAGAAGAUGCAUCUUUCAUUUGUAUUUUUUUUGAGACACUAAUGGACAAAGGCAUUGCUUCUCUGAGUGGUUUGAGCAUGGGAAGCUGAGUAACUUCCCAAGAAGUGUUUUGCUAGUUCGUGAGAAGUCAGCUGAGAAGCCCUGACAUUGAUAGAAGCUCCGCAACAGUCAAAGUAAAAUAGGACAAGGUCUCUCAGCUUCAAUUUCUCAGCUGCAAAAUGAGAACUUGGGACUCAGAGUAGGUAUACUUGACAGAGGAUGAAGUUUGUAAACAUAUUUGAAGAUAUAAGAAGGAAUGUAGCUACGCAAAGUCACAGGAGAUAGGCCAGAAGAUCAUUUGUGGUAUUAGGACCUUAGCUCUUUUCACUUCCAGUCUGAGGACUUUAGGGGAACAGGGGGCAAGGAAGACCUCCAGAAAUGCAUUAAAAGGCUUUCCUUUUCCUGAAUAAUAUAAAGAUAAAAUAUAUCCAUGUUCUCAUUCUAUAAAAGCUUAAGUUGCAAGGCAGGUUAGUCCUCAGUGGGUCUUUGUUACAUGGCACACAGGUUUGAAUUUUUCUCAUUAUCUUUAGUAUCUUUAGCUGGGUGAUUGAAAUGUUGAGAAAAUGAUUUAUUUUGGUAACUAAUUACUUUUUUCCUUCCUUUUACAUAUCCAUCAGAAAACAUUUAGAGUAACCAAUAUUUAUCAGGUAGCUCAAUAGUAACCACACAUCGAACAUUGGUUUUCUACAAAAACUAUCUCUAUUGAUACCAAAUAGGCUGCACUGCAAUUAGAAGUGGUUUGAGGUAAAGAAAAAUUCCCUCUCUUCAUCUCACCUUCAACCUCUCUAUCACACGAGCAUAUCCUGCCCUCCAUUCUGCACAGUGAAAAGGAAAUUAGGAAACUGGUGAAUCAGGACUAUGUUUGCCUUCUAAGCAGAGUUUUAGCUGUACAGAACAUAUUCCCUCCAAGUUGUACAUCAUGCACCUGUAUUAAU
Molecule: messenger RNA, 5949 nt
Organism: Indicator indicator
Lineage: Eukaryota; Metazoa; Chordata; Aves; Piciformes; Indicatoridae
Gene: SLC6A4
Product: solute carrier family 6 member 4
Exons: 14
Coding region: 324-2333 (669 amino acids)
Biological process (GO): sodium ion transmembrane transport; serotonin uptake
Cellular component (GO): neuron projection; plasma membrane
Molecular function (GO): serotonin binding; serotonin:sodium:chloride symporter activity
Source: RefSeq, a predicted model, not a curated record